Osmia lignaria (orchard mason bee) is the source of this 1367-nucleotide messenger RNA. Its product is annotated as UPAR/Ly6 domain-containing protein crok. The record is from RefSeq and is a predicted model, not a curated record. NCBI's taxonomy places the organism in Eukaryota, Metazoa, Arthropoda, Insecta, Hymenoptera, Megachilidae. Gene Ontology annotation, biological process: positive regulation of voltage-gated potassium channel activity; sleep; regulation of synaptic transmission, cholinergic.
GACUCCUACUUCCUCGCACUUGUCUCUCGUCCACGGUGAGGUUACAGGGUUAUCCUAUACGAGACGUUAUUACGUUGAUCCGUUCUGGCCGUGUGCCCUAAGAAGUAGGAGAAACCUAGGGGAAAGAGUGAGGGAAAAGGAGAUCGUGUCCACGUUUUCAGCAAAAAGAGGGGUGUCGGGUGUUCAGUUGAACGGUGAACACGUUCCGCGAAGCUACCAGUUCUACUCUUUAUUUCGUUCUUGAUCCACGUGGUAUUCUCUUUGACGUACAAUCAGACGUUUUGGACUUGUGUUGAAUAAAAGAUAUAAAUAUAUCAACAUUUUCAGUAAACUGAUCAAAAUGUCCUUCAGAUCAGCAUGGGCACUGGUGAUCUUCAGUUUGGUCGUUCUUGUGCGACCAGGUUCAGCUUUGAAAUGUUGGGAUUGUGCUUCCAACAUGAAUGCUUUGUGCGCUGAUCCAAUGAACGUCACCGAACAUCAGGCUAUGUUUCAUGUGAAAACUUGCGAAGCUGGAUUUUAUGAAACAUCGAAACCCAUUUGUCGAAAAAUUGUGAAAAGAGAAAAUGGCGAACGGGUCGUGAUACGUCAGUGUUCGACCCCAAAUGUGGACGAAGCGGAUAUCCACGAUGGUCCUUGCAGCGCUAUGGCAAUUUCAAGCCGAAACGUAAUCGAAUCCUGCCACAUUUGCAGUACCGAUCUCUGCAAUUCCUCGACGAGUGCAUCAAUCAUGCAACCCCUUUUCAUGCUCGCAAUGGCUCUCAUUGGUUAUCGUUAUUUCCAAUCAAAACACGGCAUUGUUUAAAUAACUUUGAUAAUUCUAUCGUCAUAUCAAUUAAAUAAGAAUCAUUUUCUUAACAAGAAGAAAAAAAGUAUUUCAACUAUCGUAAGCGUGUACUUUCGUUCUCCUUGCCAGUUUAACGAAGUUAUUGUUUAUUAUUAUUAAUAUUUAAUCGCACCGUCUGCUUUAGAAACGCAACGUAUAUAAUUUUUGUAAUGGGAUAUUUUAUGAUAUAAUGAUUUUGCAUGAUUGGGACCCGGCUCGUUAGCGUUUUAUAGUUAGACACACCUUGUUAGUCGUGUUUUAAAUAGAUCGUUACCGUAGUCACCUCAAUGUACUAAAAAAGCUUUAGUUAAUUUAAUAGUUUAUUUAAUGAUCGAUCACAUUUAUUUUUGUAUAACAUAUGUAUAUAGACUUUGUGUGCUACGUGAUUGUAUAAUAAAAAUGAAAUUGUUAAUUUGAUCGAUUUCGUGAUUAAGAGGAAAAUAAAUCCGACGCUUUAAUUAGAAUUUCAUUAGAAUUUUAGAGCAAUUAACACACGCGUAUCUAAUGUAAUUGCACGCUGUUGUAGAUAAACCUUUUUCCUCUA